GAUCCUGAGGAUCCCGAGCAUCCCAAAGAUCCCCGAGGAUGGCAAUGCUGAUCCUGAGGAUCCCGAUCCUGAUCCCGAGGAUCCCGAUCCUGAUCCCGAUCCUGAAGAUCCUGAGGAUCCUGAUCCAGAUCCCGAAGAUCCUGAGGAUCCCGAUCCUGAUCCUCAUCCUGAUCCCGAAGAUCUCAAUCCUGAUCCCGAUCCCAAGGAUCCCGAAGAUCCUGAGGAUCCCAAUCCCCAUCCCGAUCCUGAUCCCCAAGAUCCCAAUCCCAAUCCUGAUCACGAGGAUCCCGAUCCCAAUCCUGAUCCCGAGAAUCCCGGUCCUGAUCCCAAAGAUCCCGAUCCCAAAGGUCCUGAGGAUCCCGAUCCCAAGGAUCCCACAGAUCCCAAUCCUGAUCCUGAGGAUCCUGGUCCUGAUCCCGAGGAUCCUGAUCCCCAUCCCAAGGAUCCUGAGGAUUCCGAUCCCGAUCCUGAUCCCAAAGAUCCCAAUCCUGAUCCCGAUCCCAAGGAUCCUGAGGAUCCCGAUCCCAAGGAUCUCACAGAUCCCAAUCCUGAUCCCGAGGAUCCCGAGGAUCCCAAUCCCAAGGAUCCUGAGGAUUCUGAUCCUGAUCCCGAUCCCAAAGAUCCUGAGGAUCCCGAUCCCAAGGAUCUCACAGAUCCCAGUCCUGAUCCCGAGGAUCCCGAGGAUCCCAAUCCCAAGGAUCCUGAGGAUUCUGAUCCUGAUCCCGAAGAUCCCAAUCCCAAUCCUGAUCCCGAGGAUCCCGAUCCCAAUCCUGAUCCUGAGGAUCCUGAUCCCCAUCCCAAGGAUCCUGAGGAUCCCGAGGAUCCAAAUCCCCAGGAUGGCAAUGCUGAUCCCGAGGAUCCCGAUCCUGAUCCCAAGGAUCCUGAGGAUCCCGAUCCUGAUCUUCAUCCUGAUCCCGAAGAUCUCAGUCCUGAUCCCGAUCCCAAUCCCAAGGAUCCUGAGGAUCCCAGUCCUGAUCCCAAGGAUCCCGAAGAUCCUGAGGAUCCCAAUCUUCAUCCCGAUCCCAAGGAUCCCACAGAUCCCAAUCCUGAUCCCGAGGAUCCCGAUCCCAAUCCUGAUCCUGAGGAUCCCGGUCCUGAUCCCGAGGAUCCUGAUCCCAAUCCCAAGGAUCCUGAGGAUUCCGAUCCCGAUCCUGAUCCCAAAGAUCCCAAUCCUGAUCCCGAUCCCAAAGAUCCUGAGGAUCCCGAUCCCAAGGAUCUCACAGAUCCCAAUCCUGAUCCCGAGGAUCCCGAGGAUCCCAAUCCCAAGGAUCCUGAGGAUUCUGAUCCUGAUCCCGAUCCCAAAGAUCCUGAGGAUCCCAAUCCUGAUCCCGAAGAUCCCAAUCCCAAUCCUGAUCCCGAGGAUCCCGAUCCCAAUCCUGAUCCCGAGGAUCCCAAGGAUCCCAAUCCCAAAGAUCCCGAGGAUCCCACAGAUCCCGAUCCCGAGGAGCCCUGGGGACCCUGGGAGGAGAGCGAUGGUGGCACCCGGGGGACCCCCGGGAUCAGCGACAUCCCAAAAUUCCCGGAGCUCCGGGGGUUCCCAGGG
Molecule: messenger RNA, 1543 nt
Organism: Cyanistes caeruleus (blue tit)
Lineage: Eukaryota; Metazoa; Chordata; Aves; Passeriformes; Paridae
Source: RefSeq, a predicted model, not a curated record